UGUUCACCUCCGUCUUCCGCAAAGACACAUAAGUACUUGGGAGUACAUAAAACUGAAUAUACAGGAUGAUCCAGCCCGAAUUCUCAUAACGCCGGAACCUGUUUCUCAUAGCCCAUUCAUCGAAAUUAGCAACCCAGUCAUCGAAUCUUCGUUGAUCUUGAAACCCGACCUCUCACCCAUCCACCAAUCCACCAUCUCAACUCACCUCUCCUGGGGAACCGCCAUGGCUCCGUCAGCGGGUUCUAACCCGCCCAAGCUGCCGGUCGCCCCUGAUGUUGACCAAAUCUUCAACCGAAUCGCUCUGGGAAUGGCCAAGCACCAGCGCAUCUUUGACACGCUGGCGAAGCACCGAACACCCUCAUCACCGUCCACAGCCACAGCCACAGCCACAGCCACAGGAACAACCCCGGGCCCAGGAGGCGGUUUCUCCUCCCUCACCAACCCCAAGUCAAAUAAAUCCCAACUCACCAGCAGCAGCAGAAGUGGCAAUGCCAGUAACAGCGCGACAACAAGAUCACCUAAAAUCGACGACGACGCAGACCUGAACCCGGCCUACGCACUGCCCCCUAACGCAGGGAUAGGGUAUACUCCGCCUUCUGCUUCGGCGGCAGCAGGAGCAGGAGGGAACAAAUCCCUGGCUUCUUCUUCUGCGGACCGUGCGCUCAGGACAAAAAUCCUCGGGCGCAACGCCGCGCGGCAGCUUGCUGAACGGGACAGGCUUGCUGCUGCUGCUGCUGGUGGUAGUGGUAGUGGUGGUAAUCGGAAGAGAGAAAGGGGCGGGCAUGCGAGUGAUAGUGAGGAGGAGGUCGGUCGUGCGGCGCUUGUGAGGACAAAGGCCAAGGCCAAGGUCAAGGUCAAGGUCAAGGGUGCUACUGCUGGUAACGGUCCCAGUGAGGGUGCGGGUGCGGGUGAUGGUGACAAAGGGGGGAAGAAUGGGGAGGUUGUCUCUGGGCCUGUGGUGGUUGUUGAGGAAGGUCGGAGGGGGAGUCAGGGUCGAAGUAGAAGUGAAGACAAGCAGGAGGAGGAAGAGACGGAGCGGAAAAGGGCCCGUCUUGGGAGUUCAAGCUCCCCUCCUCCCACACCGGGGGCGGGUUCCAUUGAAGCCGCCGCAUCCGGACAAGGUGCACCGACGGAUGGUGAAGAUGGUGUUGGCAAGGGUGAUAUAUUUGAGGAGGUUGAUGGGGGUGGGAGUAAGACGGGAGAAGUAGCGGAGGAGCGAGUGAUCACUGACGAGAGGAAGAAGAAAAAGAAGAGCAAGAAGAACAAGAAGAAGAGCAAGAAUGAAAAUGGAGAGGGUGCGAUGAAUGUUAAAGCUGCAGAGUAGCACAUAUAUCCUUUCAAUAGAGACCUGGCAGCCGCCUGGCGCAUGUCUCAAGAGACUCGUCUCACGGCGCCGUAUU
Molecule: messenger RNA, 1400 nt
Organism: Canariomyces notabilis
Lineage: Eukaryota; Fungi; Ascomycota; Sordariomycetes; Sordariales; Chaetomiaceae
Exons: 1
Coding region: 224-1324 (366 amino acids)
Source: RefSeq, a predicted model, not a curated record